Molecule: messenger RNA, 2237 nt
Organism: Lingula anatina
Lineage: Eukaryota; Metazoa; Brachiopoda; Lingulata; Lingulida; Lingulidae
Cellular component (GO): membrane; intracellular membrane-bounded organelle
Molecular function (GO): heme binding
Source: RefSeq, a predicted model, not a curated record
AUGAGAACAAACCGAAUAGGGAUCCAUCGUUACAACCCUGGGGUGGCAAUAGGUGGAUUUGAUAGUGGCAUAAGAGAGUUCAAAAAGAGAAAGCCUUUCACUGAACCUUUUUUCAGUGUAUGUGGAGAGUUGCCCAUAUACUGUUGUGAAGAGAACAACCUGUACAUCGAGACAAGUGAAGUCCACACUGCCUUGUCAAGAAAAAAGCCAGCCAAGUUUCUCAAAGAAGAAACAUCAGCAAAGUUGAGAUUUGUAAAGAAAUCUGCAGGCAAGGUGUCCCAGAAAGAAAAGACCCAGUCAGUCAGUGGGGAAAAAAACUGUCAAAUUCUGUCCAAGAGCCACCCUUGUCCAUCCGCCAAGAUGACCGAUUGGCCUGUUUACACGAUGGACGAAGUGUCUGACCACUGCGAAUAUUCUUCCUGCUGGAUAGUUGUCCAUAACUAUGUCUAUGAUGUCACAACAUUUGUAUUUGAGCACCCUGGUGGUGAAGACAUCAUCCUUGAACAUGGAGGAAGAGAUUGCACAUACGCCUUCGAGGAAAAAGGCCAUUCCCGCCACGCCACCAUGAUGUUGGAGAAAUACUGCAUUGGAAUGUUGGUUGAGAAUGAGCGCAUUAUGCCACACUUAGGAACAAGAUUUUCACAGACACUUGUUACACAGCAAAGUUAGUUGACAUAUUUUCCUAUAUCCUGAUACAACUCCUACAUCGCCAAGGCAGCGUCUGUGAAUAUUUUUGUAAUUAUUUUUAUCAAUGAGUGAUGGCAAUCCUAAUAAGUCCUGAUUGUGUCUUCCAUUGGCAGCAUUUUAAAAUUAUUUAGUUCAUUAAGUGAAAUGCCCAUGUGGCAUGUUCACAAAUUUGUAUAUAUAUUAUGUUUUUAUUAUUAUUAUUGUUUUCACAGCUUGUGCAAAGGUAAACGGUUGUUUGGUGGCCAAGGUCUGUGUUUAAUUUUAGUCAUUUUUUACCUCUGCUUUGCAUUUGUUCAUUGGUUGAGCAGUCAGAGUAACAAUUUUUAACAUUUGGGAAAACACGUGAGGUCCCAGAAUUAGGAUGCAUGUGGAAAUUGACAUUAAUCUAUUUUAAUAAGUGCUUGUUUUUAUCGAUGGUUACCAAUAGAAUAAGGAUUUCAUUUUGUGGAAAAUUAUUUGAUCAUUCUUCUUUUAUCAUAUUGCUUUUGCUUGCAUGAAUAACACAAAUUGAGAUUUAAUUUAUGGUGGCAAAAGUCAAUUCAUUUUACUGAUAAUUACAGAAAUGGUUCAUGCAUUCUCAAAAUAUCUGACUUGGUUUGUAAAAAUAUAUAAUUAUUGAGAAAUUUGCAAAAUAAUGUUAUUUUUGUAAUGCAUGGUUUUUUUAUUGAUUAUUUUAAUGACUUGCAUUUCUAAAUGUAAAAACAAAAAUUGCAAGUCACUGCAAGUGCUGUUAACUUGAAUUGUCGAUGUUGUUUUUACUCUUAAAAAGCAUCAAUACUGUUUUAAGUCAUAACUGCUCUUAUUUUAAUUGGUGUUUUAUUUGGUGCAAAAUAACGCCAUUUUACAGUAGUUACAUCUGGGAAAAGAAGAGUUGGAAAAAUACUUCUUACUGUUAUCCAUAAAUAUGACUAAUUGUAUCAAUACUGAGCUUUGCUUGGAAAUUGGUGACAACAAAGAUGUAAACGAAAUUGGUGAAAACUAAGUGGGACUUUUUUCAAAACGUAUUGUACCGUUCUCAGGGGCAUUGUCAUCAUUGAAAUGGAUUUUGUUCACAUUUAUGUAUAGGCCCAUUGAUGUUAUGAGCCAUUGAUUUUUCAUGCGCAGAACGCAACUUUUAAUUGUGCUUUACAUAUGUGAUGUGUAUAGUUAGAAUUAUUACAUUUUACAUUAUAAUGCCAGUUCUGAACAGCAAGGUAAUUUAUUAUUUUAUAACUUAUUGUGAUUUAGCUUACAUCAGUAAAGCCUUCACGCACUGGGAACGUUGGAGGGGGAGGUAGCUGGAUUAUCUUACGAGAAAAAUUUUGAUUGUGUAAAACUCGUCACUAAUACAAGACUGAUGACUGUGUAAGGAAUCUAGAUGUUUGCCAUUUGUAACAGCAUAUCUAUGGUUAUCAUUACCCGUAAAUGGGUUCAAUGUCCUGUGACCAGCGCUUCCUUACAUAUUAUAUAUAUAAUUUAGCAUUAGCAAUGCAAUAUUAUAAUGAAGAUUGUUUGUUAGUUAAAUUAUACAUGUACAUUCCAUUGCGAAUAAAGUAUUUAUUUGAUUCACA